AUGAGGUCCUUGCUCGGCCUCGCGGCAUUCGCUGCGAUGGUGGUAGCCAGCACCGAUGUCAUGGUACCUCUUUAUGUCUACCCUGGGAAUACGACGUGGACAAACCCAAACUGGGAGGCCGCGGUGGACGCUAUCAAGGACAAUCCACACAUGCACUUUUACGUUAUUAUCAACCCAAACAACGGGCCUCAGAACACGAGUGACCCGUCCGGGUUCAACGAGGGGUACUGCAACGUCGACAAUGAGGACUACAUCCCCCACGGCUGCAACCGCGACUGGACCACCCACCUGGCCGACAUCAGCAAGCUGUCCAACGCCCAGACCAUCGGGUAUGUGUACACCAGGUACGGGCAGCGGCCGGCCGACGAGGUCAAGGCCGACAUUCUCGAGUGGUCCAGGUGGGACAAGGAGCCGACCUGGGACGCUAAUAAGGAUGCCGAUAUUUCCAUCCACGGGCUCUGGUUCGACGAGAUCGGCUCCUCGCCCGUCAACGCCUCGCUCUACCAGGACCUGGUAGCCUACGCCAACGACACCUUCGAGGCGAAGGGCAAGAGCAAGGGCAAGUACAGCGUCAUCCUCAACGCGGGCCACGUCGUGGACCCGGAUUACGAGGCGCAGCUGUUCAACAUGGCGUCCGCCGUCGUCACCAAGGAGACAUGUUACACCACCGACCCGGACGCCGAUGGCGUCUCGUGGGACUGCCCCAUGCCCUACGAGCCAUUCGAGGCUGCAAACCUCACCACGGGCGAUGGGCUGCCGCACAACAGCGCCUUCCUGCCGCAGACGGUCGUCAUCGUGCACCAGUUCCGCGGGCCGACCAAUGCCUCGAUACAGAUGCUCACGGAGCAGAUCGACGGCGUGGUCGACCUGGGCGUGCACAGCACCUACUUCACGAGCGGCAGCUGGCACAACACGACCAUGAUGCCCGCAACGAUUGGGAACGUCGCCAAGAUAUUGAACGAGGCUAAUGAUGCGGCGAGGUCGAGUCACGGGUCGACUCGGGGGCUCCUGGCGAAAGGAAGGUACUACGUUGUGCGCCAUCUCGAGUCUUGCGAGGACACGGGAACUUUGAACGAUCACUCCGCGAUGGAUCACGUUCUUGAUCAAUGCUGCUCCAGAGUGCAACAAGUCGUCGCAACAAAGCCUGAAGGCUACCGCCCAAUGGUCAUGCAACCCUCGCCAACCUACGAGCUGUCCCAAGACGGAACCUGGGAAGGCACCACACGGGCACGGGGCACGAUUCCCCAGAACUUGUGGCGCGCCGAAGAGGCGAUGAAGGGCUUCCAUUCCCUCUCCAACACCUCCGGUCGGUGCUGCGCAAUCUCUGGCCUCGGCCGCUACACGCCUGAGAACUCAAUGCUCGCGUGGUCCGACCCUGGCCUUACUAUCUCCCACAUCAUCCCCCCUCAAGAUUUCGAUGUCUGCCCCAUCGACAAGUCAGACAUCGAAGGGGAGAGGAUGACGAGCUCGCGGAGAAGUGGCGCCCGACUUGUCGCCGUUGAGCCUGCCACCCUGACCGUUCGCUGCUUCGGCCCCUACGACAGCAUUGCCCCGUACGAGGGCAAGAAGGCGCACUUCUCCAGCGUCCCAAACCGAGACGCUUUGCGAUGGCACCACGAUAUGUGCGUGUACGACAACAUCACUUCUAAGCAGCCACCUCAGUCACUGGCCACGAUACGACCUGCCCUGUCGACCUCGAGCACGACAACAGGCCCAGCCCCAUUUUCAGCCAGCGAAGCCUUGCCCUUCGCACUACCUCCACUGGGGACCAUGGAGGAUGGCGCAACUUUACCGCAGCUUCCUGACGAUCCGGAGUCCAGCAGCGACCUUACGAAUCGGCUCUGCACACUCGAAUGCAUCCUGUGCCUAGCAGACCCAGCUGGAUCGGACCCGAGUUGCCCCAACUUCAGCAAGCAUCGACGGCUGGGUUUCGGCACCGCGGUUCGCAAGCUGGACAUGACUUUGAUGAACGAGUGGGGCCUAGUGAGAGAUGAGGAGGUGCCGAAGAACCAGCCGGACCGUGAGAGUAUCGUCUCCGAGUACGAGAUAGUCUCAAGAGAGUCCAUCCCAAUCCUUAGGGUGGUCCUUCCGUACGGGUACACCGUCAUUGGGAAAGGCGUUGUGCGCUCUGAUAAUCCUAAAGAGCCUGCCUACGGCCCCCUGAUGGAGACCGACAUACUUUUGAGACUCGGCUCGCAACUCGCGGGCGAAUGUAUCCCAUUCUGCCUCGGCCUCGCCACGCUCGGCAAAGGCUUGCGAGACCCGACUUACGACGGACCGAUCCAACAGGUUCUGCUCCUGUCCUCGGCUGAAGCGCCUCUUUCCGAGGCGCCCUUGCCACGACGCGAGAAGAUCAUUCGUACGGUUAAAGACAUCAGAAAUCACGGCGUGACGUUUCGAGAGCCGUUGGUGGAGUCUGAUCUGCGCUGGAACGAAGAGGCACAGCGGGUUAUGGUCGUGAAUUUCGCUGGUGCCAAAAUCGAAGCAACCGACGACACAGCCGUACUUCGUUAG
Messenger RNA from Diaporthe citri, 2514 nucleotides. RefSeq lists its product as uncharacterized. The record is from RefSeq and is a predicted model, not a curated record. The transcript has 5 exons. NCBI's taxonomy places the organism in Eukaryota, Fungi, Ascomycota, Sordariomycetes, Diaporthales, Diaporthaceae. Bases 1 to 2514 code for a protein of 837 amino acids.